GGUCGUCAGUGCGCAUGCUUAAAGCUGUCGUUGAUGUUCACUCAGCACAUCUCCUUUGGAUUGAAAUUUAAACAAGGAGCUCGGCCAAACGUUGAAAAAGUCAGGUGUAAACAUCAUUGGCUGAUUCUUCGCACACUGGGACAUUAGCAGGUUAAAUCUGUCAUAUUGCUUGGUUGACCAGUUAGUUCCAGCUUUCGAAUGUUUCUCCAAACAUGAAAAACAAACUAAGGAUGGCCCCACAGUACCAGAUGAACGCUUCUCUGAAGUCAGAGAUACGGAAGUUAAAUGUGGUCCACUUUCUCAUCUGGCUGCUGGUGGCCGCGCAAGUGACCGUCAGCCACUUCAACAUUGUGUCACAGGACACUGUGUCCAUGCCGUACCAGUGGGAGUACCCCUACUUGCUCAGCAUCUUCCCUCUGCUCUUCAGCAGCCUGUCCCUCCCAAAGAACAACAUCAGCUACCUGGUCCUGUCAAUGAUCAGUGCAGGGCUCUUCUCUUUUGCACCUCUUAUAUAUGGUGGCAUGGAGAUGUUUCCUGUAGCAAAGCAGCUCUUCCGUCAAGGAAAAGCCUUCCGCUUCAUUUUUGGCUGCUCUGCAGUGACUGCUGCGUACAUCGUUAUAGUGGUUGCUGCUCAAGUGCAUGGCUGGCAGUUGUACUACAUGAAAAAACUGCUGGAUUCAUGGUUUGAUGCUACUCAAGAGAAGAAGAACAAAUAAUGGAGGUUUUUUUUUUUAAUCUGUGAAUGGACAAAACUCUUGUUUUUCAUUUUCUUUUCUUUUAUACGUGAGUUCUGUCUCCUUAGUCUUCAUGAUUAUGUAAUAUGAUUCAUCCUGCAUCCCUGAUUUUAAUUUAAAGCUAAUGAUUGUUCAUUUCAAUAAACUUAUUUAUUUAAAGCAGCAGAUUGAUUUCUUGCACACACAGUUAGGUUGGGAUUGGGAUCCAAAGCACCAGCGAUAAAAAUGGAGUCCAGUCACUGUGAAUUCAGCCCUUCUCCAAUCAAAGAAAAAAGAAUAAUGUUGGUGUCUCUCUCAAAAAGUCUUCCUAUGAUUUAAAGAAAAUGUGAAGUUCAUACUUACAGUAUUGAAGCAAUUAUUCAUACACACACACACUUACAAACUGUUAAACUAUAUGCUUUGCCAUGUGUUUAUUUGUUCAGUAUGUUAAGUCUACCUCUUAUGAUAUUUGUUUGGUUUUUGUAAUGGGCGCAUUCACAGUAUCUGCAUGCACUGCUGUUUUUAAGAUAUUCUCUUGCAGCACGAGAACACCAGCUUCGCUUUACUGCAGACUCUGUGCGUGCUUAGCUAUCCAGUGUUCAAAAGAUAAAUAAAUAAACGCUAUUCAACAUGAUGGCUGAAAUUCUGUGAACGCUCUCAACGCACUUUGUUCCAGUCGGUCUGCGGCUGCGCACACUGAAUGCCACGUACUGGUUGACGUUGACAGUCUGGAGGACACUUCCUGAUGCUGCUGCCCGGGUCUAGCUAGGCUAGCUAAUAGAUUAGAUUUUCACGGUUUGGGGAAACCCGUGAAAUACAUCGUGGUCAAGUCGUCUGGUUCAGUGCUGGGAGCAGAA
Molecule: messenger RNA, 1570 nt
Organism: Oreochromis niloticus (Nile tilapia)
Lineage: Eukaryota; Metazoa; Chordata; Actinopteri; Cichliformes; Cichlidae
Gene: jagn1a
Product: jagunal homolog 1a
Exons: 5
Coding region: 213-716 (167 amino acids)
Biological process (GO): endoplasmic reticulum organization; vesicle-mediated transport; granulocyte colony-stimulating factor signaling pathway
Cellular component (GO): endoplasmic reticulum membrane
Source: RefSeq, a predicted model, not a curated record